CAGGCGACCUUUUUGCAGAAUUAGCGACGAGUUCCUCCUCAUUUUCGACCGACCAAAGGAAAUACCCCAAUACCCCUUUUUACCUCGCCGCGGUCAGAUUCUUUGCCUACGAACACAGCACUCAUCAUGGAGGAUAUUCUGAAGGCCCUGCCAGCCGAUGGCGCGUCAAUCAUGCCCAAGGUUGCGCCGCACCUGAGCCGUCACCUGCUCUUCCCGCUUAUCCAGUUCGAGGGCGACCAGGCUGAGGAGAAGGGCGAUGCCGAGCUGGCCAAGAAGAUUCUGUCAGGCAAGAUUCAGCUGCUGGACGACACCAACAUGACGGACUACGUGGCGUCGCUAUACUGCGAGCUGCACGGAGUGGCCGAGGCCCCGGCCGAGUACACCAAGAAGAGACAGGAUGUGCUGGCACAGCUGGACAAGUACGAGAAGGCGACGGAGCAGAUUGCAAACCUCUUGACCCAGGACGAGGUCGUCAACGGACUGAGAAGCGACAAGGUGGCCAACUUGGAGUUUCUCAAGAACCAGCACGGAGUUACUAUUGAGAUGGUGAAUGCUCUGUAUGACUUUGGACAGUUCCAGUUCCGAUGCGGCCAGUAUGGACCUGCUGCCGAUAUGCUCUACCAAUUCCGAGUUCUCUCCACCGACAAUGACAAGGUGGCCGCUGCCACAUGGGGAAAGCUUGCUUCCGAAAUCCUCUCCACAAACUGGGAGUCUGCCGUUGAUGAGCUUAAGAACGUCCGAGAGGGCAUCGACACCAGACUCUUCAACAACCCCCGAGCUCAGCUCGACCACCGGACUAUGCUUAUCCACUGGUCUCUCUUCCCCCUGUUCAACUUCGAGGGUGCCCGGGAACCCAUCCUGGACAUGUUCUUCUCUGCUUCCUACAUCAACACCAUCCAGACUUCUUGCCCCUGGAUUCUGCGGUACUUGAUUGCCGCCGUUAUCACCGGCCGCACACGUGCCCGCAACAGCUCUGUCCAGCAAAAGCAGCUCAAGGACAUCGUUCGCUAUGUUCGACAGGAGGCCUACGAGUAUGCUGACCCCAUUACCCAGUUUGUCAACGCCCUCUACAUUGCCCACGACUUCAACGCUGCUCGUGAGGCUCUCCGCAUGGCCGAGGAGGUGUGCCGUGGCGAUUUCUUCCUGGCUGCCUCUACUGACGCAUUCGUCAACGCUGCUCGACACCUCAUUUGCGAAAGCUACUGCAAGAUCUUCAGCCGAAUGAACAUCCGGGAUCUGAGCGCCAAGCUUGGCUUGAACCCCGACGAUGGCGAGAAGUGGAUCGUGAACCUGAUCCGCGAGACUCGCCUGGAUGCCAAGAUUGACAGCCAGGAUGGCACUGUCAUUAUGAACCACCCUCCCAACAACGUUUACCAGCAGGUCAUUGAGAAGACCAAGGGUGGAUUCUUCAGGACACAAGUCCUCAACGCGGCUGUCUCUAAAUAAAGGAACGGAGACUGCUAGCAGAUAUGUAUUCGUAACAAUCAAAUAGCAAAGCGAAACCUCGUCUAGAAAUCGACCUUUUUCAAACAAGGGGAAGAGGGGGGGUUUCGGGAAAGAUGAUGCUCGUGCUUCAUUUCUUUUUAAACUCCCAGCUUUCGGAAAGGCAAAGAAGGGGACACAAUUUGGGCAACGCGGACGGGGACGGGUUAUUGAAGGCACCAAAAAAACCGGCGAUUUUCAAAUUUCAAAGGCUCCUCGAAGAGGAAAAAGGGGAAAUUAAAAGAGCAAAGAGCAAAGAAAAAACGGUAGACCGGCCCUGUUUUUUUAUAUUCUUAUCUCUCUCUCUCUCUCUGUGGUGAUGCGGUUUGCAUUGCAUGGCGUUUAUUCGGAUAAGACAGGGACAGGGAGGAUGUCUUCUUGAGGGAGGGGGCAGGGUUGUAAUGAAAUUAUUCUUUUGUGCAAUGAUGAGAAGUUUAAAAAGCGUUGCCGACU
Molecule: messenger RNA, 1935 nt
Organism: Trichoderma virens Gv29-8
Lineage: Eukaryota; Fungi; Ascomycota; Sordariomycetes; Hypocreales; Hypocreaceae
Exons: 2
Coding region: 127-1446 (439 amino acids)
Biological process (GO): translational initiation
Cellular component (GO): cytoplasm; eukaryotic translation initiation factor 3 complex; nucleus
Molecular function (GO): translation initiation factor activity
Source: RefSeq, a predicted model, not a curated record